Molecule: messenger RNA, 6925 nt
Organism: Xyrichtys novacula (pearly razorfish)
Lineage: Eukaryota; Metazoa; Chordata; Actinopteri; Labriformes; Labridae
Source: the annotation of a GenBank genome assembly
GCGAAGUGUUUUUUGAGCUUCCUGAGCCACCGUAGCAAGGAGCCUGCUCUGUUUUUCCAUAUAUAAUGCUAAAGCGGCUGUUUGCUCAGCGAAACUCUUAUCGUCUGAGGAAUUGGCAAGCCCUGGUUUGCCUCAUAGCUUAUCAAAUGACUGAACAGUGAGUUAAUUAGUGAACCUUAUUCUCGAAACGGACAGUUUAAGGCUUCAAAAUGGACUACCUGCUCGCGGUGAAAGUGGGCUCUCUGUUUGGUUUAUUGUUUUUAACUCUCCUUUUUGGAUUCAUCCCAGCUCGGGUCCUCUGGUUCAGAGACUCAAACGCGACAGGUAGGUACAAAUGUAAUGGUAAAUAAGAGUUUAACAUUAGCAGCUGUUAACGAUAUGGAGAGAUAGCAGAUUUUAGUUCCAAUUAUUAUUUUACAAAGAGGACCCACUUACAAAGCUUCCUACGACCCCAGGUAAACAAUGUAGGCUGUGCCAAACAGGUUUGGUUUUUGCUCUUAUUGGUUACCUGUGUCUUUAUGAAAACUAUGCCAAAUUGAAGAAGGUGAUUUAGUUGCAUUUUUUUUUUUUUACAGUUGUAGAAAACAAUCCAGAUCUAAACAGCCAGUUUUUACUAAGUUUGGUAUAGGGAUCCCUCUCUUUUUAUGUGAAAGGUGGAUGGUUCUUAUAGCAGUCCUCUGUCUGUCUGUCUGUCUGAUCCACACUGUCUUAAAGAGAUGUGAUCAACUUUUUUAGGUCGAGAUGAAAUUAAAGAUGAUUUUAACUGUUAUUGAUCUCAUCCACCGCAACCCAUCAAUGAAAUGAUCACAGUUUUAAAGAUGAGUAUAAGCUUUAUACAUGUGUAAUAUAUGAGUUUCAGUGAUUAACAGCCAUACACCAUGAUUAUAAAUCCUAACAAAAUCUUUUAAUACUGUAUUUUUUUAAAGAAUGGCCCAUUACAGCUGAUCUAUUCCUGCACCAUAGUUUCCUGCUCCCGUUUAUGUAUAAUUAAGCUGUCAAACAGAUAAAGGUAUUUGUUUACCAGAGCUACAACCCCCCUCCUUUUCAAGCCUUCAUGGAAGUCACCUGAGAGGGAUGAAGCCUAAAGCCUACAGCUCUCUCAGCACAUGGUCACAUUGACAUCCAUUUAAGAUAGAAAGACAACGGCUGUAUGAUGAUCUUUGCCUUUCUUAAAUGGAAGUGAAAGUAUCAUGUCUCCCCCGCUACACUUCUGUUUUCUGAAAUCUGCUGAGCUUGACUUCUUGUUUAUUUCAUAACCAUGAUGUGUCACAUGAUCUCUCUAAAAUAUUACUCCAACAUUAAAGAGAAUGGCAACGAUAGAUUAUUGUAAUUUUAAACUGUCGGGUUGGGUGAUAUUUAGCUGUGUAAAUAAUGUGAAUCUUUCAUUAAUUCACAGCAGUAUCCUUAAAAAUAUGGCUGAAGAUAUGAUAGGAAAAGAUGAAGUUUACUAUUGCUAUUUUGUUCAAAUUUACGGUGAAACAUGAUGGAUGCUGUCAAAUUGAUUUCUUUUCAUUUGCAGAAACCCAGCGCACAGUUCUGAGUCUGAUCAGCUGUUUUGCUGGUGGCGUUUUCCUGGCAGCAUGUCUGCUGGACAUCAUUCCCACUUAUCUAGAGGAUAUGAGCAAUGAGCUGGAUGUUCGGCAAGUGGAGGUACAUCUAGAUGUCUGUUUUAAUGUCUUAGAAGAAAAAGGAAUUCUUUUAUUGUAAUAACAUGAGAGCUCAGGGGGUUCAGGAUAUGAGGGGUCUGCAUUUACUCUGAGAUAAUUGAAACAGCUUUAUUCUGCUAGAAUGAAACAACAUAAUCCAGUUAAUUUUGAACAUGCUUUUGGUAUCUUUAGAUGAUAGUGAUUAUUUCUGACAAAACAAAAUGCGUUAUGUCUACAAUCGCAGUCCUGACUGCACUAGACUCAGUCUGUUAACACAUCAAUCUCUCUAUGCUGGUCCCAAACAGACCAACUUUCCCCUUCCAGAGUUCAUCAUGGCUAUCGGCUUCUUCACCGUCCUCAUAGUAGAGAGGAUGGUCCUAAAUUGUAGAGGCAUAAGAGGGACUCAGGAGGAAAGGGCACCGCUGAUACAGGACAACAGGAAUGGGCAUGGACAUGGACUUGCCCACAACCAUCCAGCAGACCCUGAUAUUGAGAGCAGCAGCCAACACGUCCACGUUGACUUCCACGCUCACUCCCCCUUUCGCUCCUUCAUGCUCUUCCUCUCCCUCUCUGUUCACUCUAUAUUUGAGGGUCUUGCCAUCGGCCUGCAGAACACUGACUCCAAGGUAAAAAGACAGAACAAUCUUUACUGUGUGGCUGGACAAGUUCUCUUUGUAUUCAGUGUCAAUCAUGAGAGCAAUGUAUGUAUGUCCUUGAGGUCUAAAAAAUAUAAACGUGUAGAUUUCCAUCUCCAUAAAUCGUCAUUACAUUUGAAAUCGGGCAUAUUUUGGAUCUUUCCCACAUUUAGCACAGAGUAGGAUAUUGUCCAUGGAAACGGGCUCUAAACCACGUAAAAUAAUCUGUUUAUUUAAGGGGUUUAUUGUGCAGGAAUUUAAGGAUUUUUUUUCUAAUGGUGACUGUUUUUAGGUUUUAUAUGAAUGCAACAAUUGAAAUAAAUAAAUAUUUACAAGCAAGUGAGGCAAGCAGGACAAAGUAGAAGUCAGUAAAUCUCUGUACCUUCUAAAUGUCAUUAUCUACAUCCCCACUUGUUUACAGUGAAUGGCCCAAAUAAGUACCUGCUGCGUUGAUACAUUGACCCUCUAAGACAUUACACAGACUUUGAGCUUUGGCAUUGGCAGGUUGAAGUCUUUCCAAGUGGUUCUAAAUAGUUUUGUUUCCACAUACAACUUCUUAGGUAAUGUGAGGAAAUUUUCAGGAGUGCAGAGCUGUAAUGAAAGAGCUAUAGAAAACAGAAAACCUUAUCUUUGUCUUUAUAUCCAUUCAAACCUCUGCAGUACAUCCAGAAUGUGUGGUUUUGUCCUCUUCCUUUUUCCCACACUUGAACAUAAAUAAAGAACUAUAUUGACAUCUCAUCACAGGUUCUCUGGACCUUCUAACAUGUGAUACACUUUGUAUAAAAGGGGGUAGUGGGCUCGAGAGUACAGCGCUUUUAUUCGAGACUUAAUAUUUAAGUCAUUCGGUUAUAGACUUAAUCAUGUGAAAGUUAAUUCCCUUCACUCGGGCGGUCUUUUCUUUAAUCCUCUACACUGAUAUCCUUUGUUGAAACAGUCUAUGUGACAGAUCAAAACCUGAAUUUUAAUAAACUUCACCUGGUGUAGUGCUUUACAGUGCUUUGCAACUAGUUUUCAACACCGAGAGGUAAGACGCUUAUAAUGUUAAUAGCUUAUUACUAGCACAAUCCGCAAUCUUCUCAAAUAGUCAACAAGCAGAUGAGAAACCCAGUGUAGAAAUAAAAGUAACCAGAUAAUGCAGUAGUCAUUGACACCCACGUCAUUGCUCACACACUUUAGUGGAAGUGCAAUCUAGAUAUGAAUCAUAUUUAAAAGACUCUUUAUACACAGAAGGAAGCAUACUCAUAGUUUAAACCCUCAGGAUGGUUGCAGAGGUCAGAAGCUAGGGCCGUCACGUUGGUCAGAUCCGAGUCUUGUGGUCAUAAGACAAACACUCGGUGUUCUCUCAGGCUGUUUUCAAACACAGAACUUAAAGAAAUGAACUUCUGAGAGAUCUGAGACAGUUGUUGGAGAGAAAAUAUAAAUCAGACUUAAAACUGCAUAACAGACAAGAGGCAAAAUAACUUACAGGGUUCAAAUAUGAAUGCCUCAAAGGAAAUGAACACACAGUACAAAGUGACAAAUCUAGCAGGAAUUUAAGUGGGUGAAUUUCUAGUUUUGCUUCAGUGAUGUAGAGAUGUUCACAUGAUGUGUUUACAUAGAGCCUCUACUGUAGGAUACUAAGAUAUGUUAUUGUUUAACUCCAACAAUUAUCUGUCAUAUUAGUUUGUUACCUUGAAUAUAAAAAGUAAAAUAAAGAGAUGUUAAUGCUUGAUUUUGUCUAAUAUGUAAUUGAAUCUCUCUAACUAGAUUACUUCCGUUUGGCUCAUGGAAGUGCACAUAACUUAUUGUAUUGCUUACUAUUAAACUUAUAGCUAACAUGGUAUAAAUGUUCAAUCAAAAAUACAGUAAAAUGAUCUUACCCACAGUGUUUAAACAUAGAGAGAGAGACUUUAUUGACAGACUCAAGGACCAUAAACAAAACAAUAAAUACAAGUACAAACAGAAACAAACACAACACUUAAUAAGUAAUAGACAUUCACUGCUUCUCAUGCAAACCUUUUUAUUGUUUACCAUUACUUUAUGAAAAAAAAAACAGUAAAAUACUGACACUUUUCUAUCUCUGCAGGUUUUGGAGCUCUGCGUCGCCAUACUUAUCCACAAGAGCAUCAUCGUGUUCAGCCUUUCUGUGAAGCUGGUCCAGAGCGCAGUAACUCCAUUGUGGGUGGCAGCAUACAUAGGAGUGUUCGCCAUGAUGUCACCCAUAGGCAUCGCCAUCGGCAUUUCUGUAAUGGAGGCAGGGCUUGCAGCCGGAGCGCUGAUCCAGGCCAUAUUGGAAGGUCUGGCUGCAGGGACGUUCGUCUACAUCACUUUUAUGGAGAUCCUUCCUCAUGAGCUCAACUCCCCCGGGAGACAGCUCAUCAAGGUGCUCUUCAUCCUGCUGGGCUUCAGCGUCAUGGCAACUCUGACGUUUUUGGGCUGAGACUGAGACCAGGCUUCACAUUUGCUGGCAGACCUGGCAGUAUGUGACCUGGGUACUUUGUGUAAACUACUGCAGCUCCCACUGGGAUGUGGGUCAAUUUUAUAAAUGAAUCGAGUUCCUUUAUGCACUGUUACAUCCAGCUCUGGAGUUUUGCGGGCAGCAUGACAAGAGAAGCUGGUUUUAUUAUUAUUACUUUUAGUAUGCUUUUAAAACAUUUCAUAGAAGAAGAUUCCCCUGAUAUCUGUGUAUAAAUAAUCUGGUUUGGGAGGUUAAAGUAAAGCUAUGGUAAGUUUGUGAAACUACCGAGAGAAGCACAGGGAAGAAAUCACUGUCUGCUUAUUUAUCACUGCUCUUGUUUUCAAACACGCCUCCGACCUGCAAACAAACCACAGCCUGACCUUUGUUACUAUUGAGGAAACCUCAGAGAACAGAGGCUCUUGUUGUACGUACAUGAUACCCUAUAAGUAAUUCAAUCACACUAGUAUAAAGGUAUGUCCAGAUCUUCAAUGUUUACAUUUAUUUGUUACUAAUUCAAACACAGAAUCUCUGCACUUUAGUCAAAGUUUUCAGUUUCAUAUCUUGAUGGCUGACUUUGUGUGAGCUAUUUUUUUAAUGGUGUAUCUACUGACAGGUUCAUUUUCUUGGUACUGACAUUUUAGUAUGAUGCUUUUAGCUUUAGUCUCCAACAUGAUAAUGCUUUUAAGUCUCUACUAACUGAAUCAUCGAUUUACAUUUUAUGCAUCUGUCCAAAACACUAGCUGAAGUGUAAACGUGCUCCCUGCUGCCUUAAAAAGUUGGAUGCCAAAACAAGAAAGAAACAUGUUUGAUUUGUUUUUAUUCUGUUUGCACUUUUCUAAUAAAGCAUCAGUGGUUAUCCCCACAGAUGAGAAAGAAUCAAACUGUUUUGGCUUUAUUUUGAGAAGUUAAUCCUUAUAUUUACACUCUGUUGACCUUUGUGCACGCUCAGCCCUUUCUGUUUUGCAACUUUGUCCAUGUAAACUCUCUUAUACUUGUAUAUGCAACAAGAAAUCCACUUAAGUAGUGCGCAACAGUUCAGUACUUUUGGUCCCUUACACCGCUCUGCGUUAUUACCACAGUUUUUAGUUUCGGGGUCAUACUUGGUCAUACUUGAACUAAAGUGUGAGGAACUGAAAUGCAGUAAGAAUAGUAGAUAUUUUAAGGACAGCGCAGUUUCAAAAGGGCUGGUUCAUUUUCAUACUCAGUCUGCUUUGACUCAAGCUCAUCUAUCAUCUAUGCUAAUUCCAUCAUAUGCAAGUUAUUAACCGUGUGGCAAGUCACAGUUCCUGUUUUAGUCUCUCAUGUGAGGGUCUGAUGGCUUCAUCAUCAGAACAAAUAGCAGAAGUUUGAGGUUGUGGAUUAGUUGUCCUAGAAAUAACAUGUGAAUAUGCCAGCAUAGGAAUUUUUUGGGCUGUGGGUUUGAAGAUGGAGUUUUGCAGGCAGACAUUGUUAAUAAAUGUCUCAUUCAAGGUCAUCAAAUCUAAUAAAGAUGCAAAACAGAUGCUCCUUCUUUUUUAUGUGCUUUUAGACUUUAUCGCAGCAGGUUUAUUGUCAUUAACAAGAAUUUCCAUUUGUGAAAGAAUGAAUUCUCAGCUGCUUUUUAAAAGAAAACACAUUAUUUGUACCUCCAGUAUCUGAUAACCCAUGAUCAUUAGAUAACUACUAACAAAUUCAUGUUAUGCUUGAAGCUGAUGUGUCAAAGCUGAUUAUUCAUUUGUUUGGUUAACUACCUGAUGAGUAAUAAGAUGUGCUGUCUCAACAUGAAUGUUGGUAUAAUGUCCCUCUGGAUUGUCACUGUGCAUUAUUUUCAACGUGCUGAUCAACAGGUGCUUGAAUGAAAAUGAUUUGUCAGAUUCUUCCACAUAUAAGCUUCCCACCCUGCAAGCAAAUAGAGCUAUCAUGUGAAUGUCAUGGAUGUAACUUCCUACAAAAGCAGUUUCUUUUAAAAUGGUACAGACGUGUGUUUUGGGCAGAAAAAGUAUGUUUCAUCAUUGACUGCAAGCAUCUUUUAUAUCUCAGUUAUGAUCAGUUAUGAUCAGGUUUUUAAGUGUGCAUGUAAAUGUCAUAUCUACCUAUCGCAACAGACAAGCAGCCUGUUACUCCAAGAUCAAGUUUGUUGUAUAAGCAGAGAAAGUAUGUUUCAUCAUUGACUGCAAGCAUCUUUUAUAUCCUUACUGCCUGUAGUUAAUAAAAGAUUGAGGGUAUGA